UUUCCUCGCUCUCCAGCCGGGGGCGCUGCAGUGGCGUGAGUGUGUGUCUGUCGGCGGGGAGGACAUCUCAGACUCGGGCACUAGUAGGGUGUGGACGCUGGAAGAGCGUCGGUCCGGACUGUCUCAGUCAUCACCUUUGAUCCACUCCAGCUAAAAGCGGUCAUAUAAACAGUGCAGCGCAGACACCAGACACUUGCCCUGUGGCUGCGAAGAGACUGUCCCAUCGCACCCGUCCCGUGGCUGGAUGUUCUGUUAGACCCUCGCCUGUCUUCUUUAGGAUACAGCAGCAUCAGACGCCUCUCCCAGGACGCUCCUGGUAGGGGACGAACGAUUCGGGUAGCGUGAGAGGAGAGAGGGUGCAGAGAUGGAUGACAUCUUCACUCAGUGCCGUGAAGGAAACGCGGUAGCCGUCCGCCUCUGGUUGGACAACACAGAGAAUGACCUAAACCAGGGGGACGAUCACGGGUUCAGUCCGUUGCACUGGGCGUGCCGUGAGGGUCGUUCAGGUGUCGUGGACAUGCUCAUUAUGAGAGGGGCGCGCAUCAAUGUCAUGAACCGCGGAGACGACACACCUCUGCACCUGGCUGCGAGUCACGGCCACCGUGACAUUCUGGCCAAGCUGAUCCAGUGUAAAGCAGAUACCAAUGCGGCAAACGAGCAUGGCAACACCCCUCUCCAUUACGCCUGCUUCUGGGCCCAUGGCCUGGUGGCAGAGGAUCUGGUCAAUAAUGGUGCUCAGGUGAGCAUCUGCAACAAGUAUGGAGAAACUCCACUGGACAAGGCCAAACCACAGCUUGCCACAAAUCUGAAAGAGCUGGCAGAGAAACAGGGACAAAGUCUGACCAAAGUUCCUUUCAAGGACACUUUCUGGAAGGGAACCACUCGAACGCGACCACGUAAUGGCACACUAAACAAACAAGCUGGAAUAGAUUAUAAACAGCUCUCCAUGCUGACCAAGAUCAACGAGAACCACUCUGGGGAGCUGUGGCAAGGCCGUUGGCAGGGCACAGAGAUUGUGGUCAAGAUGCUUCAUGUGCGGGAUUGGACUACAAGAAAGAGCCGUGACUUUAAUGAGGAGUACCCUAAACUAAGAAUCUUCUCCCACCCAAACGUGUUGCCCAUGUUGGGGGCAUGUCAGUCUCCACCCGCCCCUCAUCCAAUCAUAAUUACACACUGGAUGCCCUAUGGCUCCCUCUACAAUGUGCUUCACGAGGGAACCAACUUUGUUGUGGAUCAGACGCAAGCGGUGAAGUUUGCGUUGGAUAUAGCGUGUGGAAUGGCUUUCCUGCACACACUGGAGCCCAUGAUCCCUCGGCAUUAUCUCAACAGCAAGAGCGUCAUGAUUGAUGAAGACAUGACGGCCAGGAUAAGCAUGGCAGAUGUUAAGUUCUCCUUUCAGUGUCCUGGCAGGAUGUACUCUCCCGCAUGGGUGGCACCUGAAGCCCUGCAGAAGAAGCCAGAGGAGAUUAACCGGCGCUCUGCAGACAUGUGGAGUUUUGCAGUGUUGCUCUGGGAGCUUGUCACCAGAGAGGUGCCCUUCGCUGACCUCUCAAACAUGGAAAUUGGCAUGAAGGUGGCACUAGAGGGACUGCGGCCCACCAUCCCACCGGGCAUUUCCCCCCACAUCUGCAAGCUAAUGAAAAUCUGCAUGAACGAGGAUCCUGCCAAGAGGCCCAAAUUCGACAUGAUCGUGCCCAUCCUAGAGAAGAUGCAAGACAAAUGAAACAGCCCUGCUGGAUGACCCCGCAAACACUGGGUUCACAGUAUUGCCUUAAAAUUCACCACUCACCAAAGUGCUCUAUGCCACUGUAGCCCUCUGCUAAAGGAAAAAAGGCUUUGUGGAAGCGCUGUCGAACAUUUUUAAAAGCCACAUUCUCACUAUCGCCUAUAUUCUUAUAUGCAAUCAUUAAAUAAUGACAUGUGUUUGUGCAUAUAUAUGUCCAUCAGUCCUUUUCGUGUUCUCUGGAGUGUUUACAGUACAACACUUUUCUUAAAACCUCUUUUCUUCAGCCAUUAAACAGGAAGUGGUGGCGGCAACGGUCGUUGGAUGCAGUGAAUGUACAGUAAAAUCAGUUUCCAUCUGACCACUCCCACAUUUCAUGCAUCUUUUUGGUCACUCACUUCAUUUCACACCAUUAAAACAACUUCACAGAUAAUUUCAUCAAAACAAUUUGCAAAUGUGUAUGCAACAACCGCUGUUAGUAUUUAAAGCAUCGUGCCAUUGUCUUUCACUGUGCGUUUUCUUUGGAUUGUCCCUGAUAAAAAAAAAAAAAAGUCAGAUAGGUCAAGUUUGCCUGAGAUUUGUUUAAAAGAAGAAAAGAAAAACAGUGCAAUAAUACAAUAGCUAAUGCAAAUUAUGCCUUAAUCAUUUAGAAAUAACCAAAAUAUGAGGUCCCCAUAGUAAUAUCUUGAUUGUACUGUCCCUCUCAUAGCAGGGAGAUACAUAUAAAAACAUGUUAUGUUAAAUUAAGGUACCAUAUGUUCAAAAGAAGAGCCAUUUACAUGUGACAUCAAGUGUGAGAACUCUUUUACCAUAUGCAUCGUGGGUUAUGUCUCUCAUCCUUGCAUCAGAAAUCUACAUAUUUUUACUUGAUCCAUACAAAUGCAUGAUUGCGUCCUCUGUUAUGUAACUAACACUCUUGUAUUCUAAUUUGCAUUGUACAUGUUAAGCAUGUUAUGUCUAAGAGAUAUCUGAGAGAUUUUUAUACUGUAUACAUGUUUUUUUUUUUUCGUGGGCGAUACAUUAGGAAGCCCAUGAGUGCCUUUAUUUUUAUUUUUUGCUUUUCUAAACACUACAUCUGUUUACUUCCUUAUUAUGCUUUCACUGUGUUCCUCUUUUCAGCUAGCCAGUAUGUAAUAGGAAAUCAAGAGGCAAAAACAAGCAUACUUGACAUGCAUAAAUGUAUUUUUUUUUUAUUUCACAGUGUUUAUUUUUACGUUUUGAAAAGCAAACAGCGAUGAUAAUGAAAAAAAGACUGAUUAUCUAACUUAUGCUCACUGUUUUUUGACCGUGAGGUUUUUAAUGAACAUUUAUGAGGCUUUUCUUUAUUCUUUAUUUUGGAGAUUUGGGCUGUUUAUUUUUUAUUCAUGAUAACUAAAGUUUACUAAAGGAAAAUAAGAACAAAUAAAAUGUUUUGGCCAUGCUAAA
This is a messenger RNA of Cyprinus carpio (common carp), 3148 nucleotides long. Its product is annotated as scaffold protein ILK. Lineage: Eukaryota; Metazoa; Chordata; Actinopteri; Cypriniformes; Cyprinidae. Gene Ontology annotation, cellular component: focal adhesion; stress fiber. The record is from RefSeq and is a predicted model, not a curated record. Gene Ontology annotation, biological process: cell-matrix adhesion; substrate adhesion-dependent cell spreading; integrin-mediated signaling pathway. Gene Ontology annotation, molecular function: ATP binding; protein binding; protein kinase activity.